CUCUUCUCAGGCUCCUUCCGGAACGAUGGACUGAAAGCUACUGACGUCCUGCCCACCCUGAAGGAGAAGGUGGCCUUUGUGUCAGGUGGGCGAGACAAGAGAGGAGGACCCAUCCUCACCUUCCCAGCCCGCAGCAACCAUGACAGGAUACGACAAGAAGACCUGCGCAGGCUCGUCACGUAUCUCGCCAGCGUGCCCAGUGAAGACGUGUGUAAGCGUGGAUUCACCGUCAUCAUCGACAUGCGAGGAUCCAAGUGGGACCUGAUCAAACCUCUGCUGAAGACGCUGCAGGAGGCCUUCCCUGCGGAGAUCCACGUGGCGCUGAUCAUAAAGCCCGAGAACUUCUGGCAGAAGCAAAAGACCAACUUCGGCAGCUCCAAGUUCAUCUUCGAGACCAGUAUGGUGUCGGUGGGAAGGUCUCACGAAGCUGGUGGACCCGUCUCAGCUGACGGAGGAGUUCGAUGGUUCCCUGGAUUACAAUCACGACGAAUGGAUCGAACUUCGCGCGUCUCUCUGGAGGAAUUCUUCAACAGCGCCGUCCACUUGUUGUCCCGGCUGGAGGACCUGCAGGAGAUGUUGGCGAGGAAGGAGUUCCCGGUGGACGUGGAGGGCUCCCCGGAGGCUCAUCGAUGAACACACCCAGCAAGAAGAAGAAGGUGAUCAAGGCCCCGGUGGAGGAGCUGGACCGAGACGGACAGAGGCUGCUGCAGUGUAUCCGAUGCGGGGACGGGUUUUCAGGCAGGAACUGCAUCCCGGAGGGGGGCGGACUUUCAGAGUCUUGUGCCAAAGAUUACCAGCCUGCUGGACAAACUGCACUCCACGCGGCAGCACCUCCACCAGAUGUUGGCACACGUGCGCAAACUCAAGCUGGAUCAGUGCUUUCAGCUGCGACUCUUCGAGCAGGACGCC
This is a messenger RNA of Staurois parvus, 909 nucleotides long. The record is from the annotation of a GenBank genome assembly. Lineage: Eukaryota; Metazoa; Chordata; Amphibia; Anura; Ranidae.